This is a messenger RNA of Cryphonectria parasitica EP155, 1113 nucleotides long. RefSeq lists its product as uncharacterized. Gene Ontology annotation, cellular component: cytoplasm. Gene Ontology annotation, biological process: post-chaperonin tubulin folding pathway; tubulin complex assembly. Lineage: Eukaryota; Fungi; Ascomycota; Sordariomycetes; Diaporthales; Cryphonectriaceae. The transcript is spliced from 4 exons. The coding region runs from base 1 to 1113 and encodes 370 amino acids. The record is from RefSeq and is a predicted model, not a curated record.
AUGGAUCCCAAGGAGCACUUUUACAGGCGUUUUGAAGCCCAAGCAACAGCUCUCCAGGAUGACAUCGCAAACCUAGGCAACAUAGCCGUCACGGGCGGCGAGCGCAAGGACGCCACCGACCACAUCCUCGCCUCCAUCUCCCGUCUCACAAACGAAGUUUCGGACGCAUCAGAGUUCGCUCCUGCGCGUGAUCAGAUGAUUUACACCCAGGCUCUCAAGGCACUCCGCGAACAGCUCAAUAUCCAGACCUCUCGACUUGGUCCAGACAGGAGUCGCUUUUCUUUCAGCUCCAAAUCCAAGGAGAAGUUCUUGUCGUCCUCCCCGCCAAUUAACAAAGACCCAGCUGUUGGGGACGACGAGAAUGAUAUUGCUGUCUCCGCGUCGGAAGAGGACGGCCUCGGCGACUUGCCCAGAUUCGACAACACCAAGAGCAAGAACUACAAUGCCGAAAUGGCCUCCCAGACCGGCAUCGGCAUCCGCAAGCCGUCUUUCUCCGCCGCCCGCGACAUUGAUAUCUCAUCCCACCAAGAGAUGCACAUCAUCCUGCCUGCGACAGCCAGCCGAGCUACUACCUCGGGGAGCAUCACAGAUCUGCAGCGGUGCGUGCUCGACAUGUCGGUGCCUACUCUGCACCAGAAGGACGACGAGUCCACCAAGAAGAGACGCCCCAAGGCAAGCCCGUUUGCCAGCCUCGCCAUCAAGAACAUAUCGCAAAGCCUGAUCAUCGCCGGCCAUGUGGCGGGCCCAGCGCACAUCACCGGCGUUAAGGACUCCGUGCUCGUGGUGAACGCGAGGCAGGUGCGGAUCCAUGAGUGUGAGAAUGUCAGCGUGUAUCUGUGGGCAGGCAGUCGGCCUAUCAUCGAGGAUUGCAAGGGGGUGAGAUUUGCAGAGAUCCCAACCUGCUACCAGUUGACUAAUGGUCAGGAACCUCCGAACAACCAAUGGAACCAGGUCGACGACUUCAACUGGCUCAAGACUGAGGCCUCGCCCAACUGGAAGACCAUCACGGCGCAGGACGAUGCGCACAUCCUUGCAGAGUUCUGGGAGACAACCGUGCGGGGCGGGCCGUCGCUGAGCACAAAUGACAUCCUCAGAAAGGCGGGAGUCCUGUAG